AUGACCUGUGUGGUAGACCUCAUUGGUGGACCAGCUGCACCAGGUGCGUCCGCGCACAUGUUUGUGUUUCUGGUGCCAGCUGCCGGUCAGGGUUAUGAUUGGCUGAAUGAAGGCAAAGUAGGCCCGAAACUGUACUGCAUCUACCUGCACGCAUUCUCUGUCGUCCCUCCUCGUUGCUAUUAUGCUGCCUCUUUGUGACUUUUGCCACCCAUACGGAGAUUGUUUGCUUCGGGAAGCCAAUAGAUCGGUGUGUGUGCAUUCCUGAAUUGACAGAGCGGAGGGCGCACACACGCUCUGGGGGCUAAUAACGGCGGACACGGACUAAACAACUUGCCUGAUGAGACAGACUGCGGUGACUGCUUGCAGAGCUCUUACUCAUCGACAAAGUUGUCCAACCCAAUCCGUCUUUACUGACUUCUGAUCUGGGAAUCUCGGUCUUGUCGACAAUUAGACCGAUCCCAACAUCCUAACCCCAACUCUAACAUUGCCCAUAGCCUUAACUCUUCUUAAAUUGAACGCGGAGCAACCUGUAGUACUGGCAUCCAUAGUCAAACGCCUUACCGACGUCUGAACAAGACGGCAUAGCACCUAAGGCAGAAUUGUAUUAUAUCGCCAACCUUUGAAGUCUCUCUUUUAGCUUUCUAAAACUGCUGCGAUUUGUAGAACACUGGUUACGAUGUGUGAAAGCUGCCUAGCGGAUACGUUUACCAGUCACCUGACUCUGUCAUGAGAGGGAAUUACAGUAGGUGGACUAACUCAUGAAAUGUCAACCGAAAUUCCAAAAUGCGUUUUCGUCUCGAAAAGAUUAAUUAAGUAGGGUUGUAAAAUUAAUCAUCGCACAGCAUAAUUCUAUAAUAUUUCAGUUACUUUAGGAUUCCGGCUUAUGGAUGAACUUCUUUCCGGCUGCAGGCAAAAAGUGAACUCUGUAAAAAAACGACUACUUAUGUAGCAUGUUUUUUUCUCAUCGAUUUUCGAUGCCUUUAAAAUUCAGCAAUAUUUCAUGGAAACAUGCAUCACAAUAUUCAUUCUAAAACUCUUUCGGUAAAAAAAUACGUCCUCUUCCAAUUUUAUACUCGAGGAAAGGUUAUAACUUGGUUUUUUAAAACUUUUCCAAUUCCCGGAUAAUUAUGAAUCCGAGCUGCUUUUACUUGCCAUUUAUUUUCCGCUUACAGAAAGCCAUACAUUGCCCUUCGGUAUUAAGAGGAAAUCAUAUGUGGUUCAUAAAUUUUACCGGUGGAUUUAAGCCAUAUUGGUAAAUUUAUAAGCAACACUGGUAAACGCAGAGACAUGACGUUUUAUGAACGGCAAUUUCACGGUAUUAAAAAUUCUCGCAAUUAGAAACUUUCGUAAAACCGAAUUAUACCCUUUCUUCGAGUAUAAAAUUGGAAGAAGACGUAAUGUUCUACAAGGUCGCGCAUGGCAUACGUACAUUAGGUCGGCUAACUGAGGAAAUGUUAAUCGAAAUUCUGAAAUACAUUUUCGUUUCAAAAAGAUUAAUUAAGUAGGUUUGUAAAAUUAAUCAUCAUGCAUCCCCAUUCUAUAAUAAUUCAAUUACCUGCGGAUGUCGCCUUCCGAAAAAUUCCGUUCUGGCUGCGUGCAAAAACUGUGCUCUGUAAAAAGUGACUAUUAAAGUAGCAUGCAUUUUUCAUUGAUUUUCGAUGCCCUUUAGGAUUCAAUUAUGUUUCAUGGAAAACAUGCAUACGAAUAUUCCUUAUUUCGUUCAUUUGGUGGACAAUUACGUUUUUUUUCAAUUCGAUACUCGAAGGAGGGACAUAAUUCGGUUUUAAAAAAGUUUCCAAUUGUAAGACUUUUUAAUACCGCAAAAUGGCCAUUCAUAAAACGUCAUGUCUCUGCAUUUACCGAUGCGGCUUGUAAAGUAAGCAAUGCGGAUCAUAUCCAAUGCCUAAUUUCAUGACCCCAUAUGGUCUCCUCUCAAUACCUUAGAGAAAUGUGUGGUUUUCCUUAAGCGGAAAAUAUACGGUUUGUAGUUUGGAAACCCUGAAUGCAUGUGUGACGACAGAGCGGGUUCAAAAGGAUUCGUGAAUCGGAAAAGUUUUUAAAAACCGAAUCAUACCCUUCCUCUGAGUAUAAAAUUGGAAGUCGUGAUUUUCUACUGAAUGAACAGAAGAAUGAAUAUUUUCAUGCAUGUUUUCCAUGAAAUAUAAUUAGACUUUUAGAGACAUCGAAAAUCAACGAGAAAAAUGCAUGCCAAUUAAGUAGCCAUUUUUUACAUAGUAUAAUUUCUGCAUGCAGUAAGAACGAAGUUCUUUCGAAGGCCGGUAUCCUGGGGUAACUGAAUUAUUAUAGAAUUAUGUUGCAAACUGAAUAGUUUUACAACCCUACUUAAUUAAUCUUUACGAAACGAAAACGCACUUCGGAAUUUCAGUUGACAUUUCAUGAGUUAGCCCACCUACUGUGGCUUAUUUGCAUGCUCCGACUUCCCCUUUCUUAUCGCCCGCCUCGGUCUCCUAGCCGCGCGAAAGAUGAGCUGUAUUUGAGCAGAAGAGGAUAAUUUUAAAUGUCGCCUACAGCAGUCGCCGUCGUGGUCGGACAAACACGCUCAAAGACGUCGUGGAAAGUUGAAAAGCAGGUUGGCGGAGACUAGCUGACAAAACACCUGUCGAACGCCGGUCACGUUACCCAUACCAGGCUGACAUUUCAAGUCCACCUACUUUGCAGGUCGAUGCGUUCUCCGCAAGGCCAGUGAGAAAAAUGGACCCCACUGUGGUCUGUCUGGAUUGUCCAAUGCACUCUAAAAGGGCAUUUUCAUGGGCAUCACAUCAGGGAUGACUGGGCCCACCGCGUGCGCGAUAAUCGCACUGCAGGACUAUUCAUGCUAGGGGAAGGGGACUUCAUUCUCUCCACGACACGCUUAUCCCCUCAAAGUUAUUAUGUGGACUGGCAGAGCAAAAAAUUCUGACAGGCCAUCGGGGUGCGGAAGGCGGACAAACUAAAGCAUUUGAUAAUCAAAAAGGCCAGAUGGCGCAAUUCGCUAAAUGUCAUAGCGGAGGCCCUGGCCAAUGGUAUGGGCGUGCAUGGGGUGCUGUCAUUUUUGUUCAUUACAUGACUUUAGGGGAGCAGAAGGCUAUGCCUCAACUCUGUUUUAUGGAAGGAAGGCAAGACGCGUGGCGGUAGAAACUUUCAAGAACUGCCGACGUCAGGUUAUUUAGGUAACCAUCCUGUUUAGAAAACAACCCAUCAACCGUUCAACAACAGAUGCCAAAAACAGCAAGAUGUUUAUCGGCAUUGUGGAGGAUGCCUUUGGUUACAGUGGCACUCACCGACGGAAAAUAAACACCGUAAUAGCUCAGGUGGGCAUGAUUCUGACAAAGCUUGCUUUUGGACCACAGUUAACCUCGCCGCACACAGCCUGCCAAGUAUUUUUAUUUCCGCCAACAGCCAGAACCCCAUUCCCUUCGACAAUCUCUUCACACUGACCAAAUUAAGUUAAAAUACAACAAGAGACCCCUUUGUAAUGCAGCAGAAGCUGGAUUUUGUCCUUUUUAAUUUUUAUACUGAGCCUUGAAUGAGGGACUUGUAAAAAACUGGUUUUCGAAGUGUUGAUUUUUGGGCAAAAGUUUAUCUCUCAGCUAACAAAUAAUGAUUUAUAAGCCAAACCAUGUCGUUUCUUCAACGAAGUGAAAGCUUUUGGGAGUGCGAGAUUGGCGGUCUGUGUGUUAAAGGGAGUUUUGUGUGAAUUGUAGGUUGUCCGGGUCCGAAGUGUGAGCACAAAGGGGCCAUUGAAGCCGAAGUUGGAUGCUGAAAUCGUUAGUGGGAAAGUAUGCGAAACUGAAACGGAAAAGGGCAACCUGGUGUAUGGCGAUUCUUCCGCGGAAAUGAAAGAAGUCUGGAACCCCAGCAAAAGACCCAGCAGACAGAAUGCAUGGGGCAGCAACAUCCCAACCCUAACGGUAAUCCUCAAAAAGUAGACCUAAACUUUAACAUACAGUGAGUAACCGAUCUCAUGAAAUGUUGACCAAAAUUCUGAAAUGCGUUCGCGAUUAGGAAGGAUUACUUAGGUGGGGUUGUAAUAUUGAUUAUCCCGGGGCAAAAUCGUAUGGCAUUUCGGACUCGGCAGGAAGUCUGCUUUUAACAUCACCCCUUUUCAAUCUCCUGUAGAAACAGUAGUCAGAAAAAAAUUACUACAUAAAUUGCAUGCAUUUCUCACAUUAAUUUUCGAUGGUCUUUUAAAUUCAAAUAUGUGUUAUGAAAAACAUAAACAAAAAUAUUCUUUCUUUCACUCGUUUAACAGUGAAUCCGGUCAUCUUCAUAUUUUAUACUCGACGAAAGACUAUAAUUCGGUUUUAGAAAAGUUUAUAAUUAUGAGAUUUUUCAAGACCGUGCAAUGUCCACUCAUACAGCAUCAUACCUGUCCAUUUACCACUGCUCCUCAUGAACUGUACAUCAUAGUCCCCAUGCAUUGCACAAUUUUAUGAACUCAAUACAGCAUGUUUUUAAAGGCACAGAAGAAUAUAUGAUUUCCCUUACGCGGAACGCAUGCAUCUUGUAGACUGAAAUCACUAGGCGCUAAUGGAGCGGCUGAUCAGGCUCAAAUUAUUCGGGAAUUAGAAAAUCGGAAAUCAAUAGGGCGAAUGUAUGCUAUUUAAGUAGUAAUUUUUUACCGAGUGUGGUUUCUGCAAGAGGUCAAAAAGGAAAGCAUCCCAAAGCCGACAUUCUGGUCAGUCCAAAAUGCCAUAGGGUUAUGUGCAUGAUAAUGAAUCCUUCCUAAUCGAAAACGCAUUUCAGAAUUUUGGCCAACAUUUCAUGAGAUCGGGCACUCUCUGUAAUUGUAAACCUAACGCUAACUCUAAAAGCAACACUAAACCUAGCCCAAACCCUGACCCGAACUUUAACCGCAGCCCUAACCCCACUCUUAACCGUAAAUGGAAACCUAACACUAAACCUAGCCCCAAACCUAACACUGAAUGUAGACCUAAACGGGGCAAGGACGCAAUAUGCGACCCCACUCGGGGAACGAAACCAGUUCACCGUGUAAUACGAGUUUUAUGGAUGGGGUAGGAUGGCGGAAAGGACAGCGCAAAAGUAGGUAAGUGUUUGGACUAAUGCUGAUGUGGCAUAUUUUGUCCUCGCGCUGAGUGUCUCUGCAGUUACUUGUAAAAGAGCACACGUACCAGGAACCCGAUCAACGAGGAAUUGAUGAUGAUGGUGAUGAUGAUGAUGAUGGUGGUGGUGGUGAUGAUGAUGAUGAUGAUGGUGGUGGUGGUGGUGGUGAUGAUGGUGGUGAUGAUGAUGAUGCUGAUGAUGAUGAUGAUGAUGAUGAAGACGACGACGACGACGACGACGACGACGACGACGACGACGACGACGACGACGACGACUAUGGAGUAACUCGAUCGUUCUCAGUGUGAUCCGUCAUGGUAGUUUCACGCCCUCGCUAUCCAACCCACCUCGUAUUGGGAAAACCUAAUACAUUUUGCGCUGACCAGGUCGCGCAUGGCAGGCGUAGAUGGACUGCCUCGAUUUUUUCAGUCACUGCGUCCGCCCCCACCUCUAGCCGUUCCGAUGUUGUCUUGCCAACGGAGGCAGGUGAGAGAGUGCAGUAGACGCUGCACUCACUCCGUGAGAAACGCGGUGGACGCCUUCGUUCGCCACGAUCGAACGAUUGGUGCCUGCCCGUUUAAGAAAGGCCGGUGGGUCCUCGAUUCCAUGCACUCGGAUGAAUCGUGCAUCAACCGGCAUAUCGAGUCAGACGUCGCGUACAAAAGUCUCGAAGAAAAAUGGAAGAGGCCGCAGCCAAUGGGGACAGGAUGACACUGAUAGCGGCCGCUUACGGACGCAAAAGCCAACAAUUAUCGAUUUUCAAGUGCACUGCUGGAUUUUAACUGUUGUCGGCACAUUUUCUGUCAGUCUGCGUCUGACGACGACCUGGGGUACCGACGUCGAAAAUUUGCGCACUAACGUCCCUUUCCUAACGAACGCCUUUGACUUCAACACCUUAAUAGAUAUAAAUGGAUAUCGAUUUUUCAGCACGUUUGAAAUGUUAAUUGUUUUUUGCACAUUUGCUCAAGUCUGAGGACGACCUGGGGAACCAGCGUCGGUCGGAUGUGGUUUGGUAGUCCCACCUGAAGUAAACAAACCCCAGUCACCUCUAGUGCGGAACCCGUAGCAAUAGGGGUUUUGCGGGUGGAGCCGGGGAACGCACAGACGACGAGGUCAAGUAGUUAUAUGCAAAAGAAAUGCUAUUGGGAGUGCGUGGUUGUACUUUCAAUGGUUGAGAAAUAGUUGUGCUAACUCUUAACCUUAACCCCUAACUAAAACCCCCUAUCUUAAACCCCAACCGCUAACCCUAACCUUUAACCCUAACCCCUGACCUUAGCCCCUAACCAUAACCCUAAACCCCAAUCCCAACAGUAUUGUUUCCAUCAGGUGGAGCUACUAAAUCAUAUCUUAUCCCAGCGUCGAAUAUUUACUCAGUAAAGUUUUUUUAAUCUUCCCAAAGAACGUAUAUGCCUUCAAAUUAUAUGUCUUGGGAUGCCUGCGCUCCAAUUCAUAUAUGCAUGCGUAUGAAUUGGAAAACGGGCAUCUCAAGAAAUUUAAUUGAAAAUAGUUAAGAUGCUUCGAGAAUAAAAUAAUCUUUGCUGCGUAAUUUUCCGAGACUGGUUCUCCAGCUCGUCGUCUGACUUCUGGGUUAUAUACGAAAAAGUUAUCUAUUUAACCGUGUCGAACAAGUGAUUCUUCGGUUGGCCGAAGCCUGCGCCAAUACGAGUCAACUGCAAUGCGUCUCCCAUUCGGAUUGGCUGCGCUCCCCUCCAUUUGUCCUUGAGAAACCUGUGUGUGGCAUCUAAAUCGUUAUGCCGAUUGAUGCAUUCCUCAUCUGACUGCGUUGCUUCCAGGAAUUCGCGGUCAUUCCUUAUUGACCAGGCGCCAACAAUGCGAGUGUUCUUCCAUGCAAAUUUCUGCCCAGUGUCCAGUGUAUCCAUAGCCGCCUGGGAUAACUGGUCUCGUUUCCUCGCCGCUAACUGAUGCUCAUGUAUGCGGGUUGAGACAGAUUUUUCAGUCUGGCCAGGAAUUAUAUUAACUUUCAAAACAGAGUUAAUGGACAACUCCCAUUUCUGGAUGUACUCGUGUGUCGGAAAACUGAUUGAUCCUAUCACACUUCCGUUUAUCGCAAAGAAACAUACUCAGAGGUCAUACUACAUUUCGAGAGUGAUUAUUGCAUCUCUCACAAGAGGAGUAUCGUCUACAGUCUGCUAACCGAGCUAAAGAACCUCAUCUACUUCCAAAUAUAUAUGGGCGAGGAGGAGUGGCACCGGUUCACAAGAAGCCCCACAUUCGACAACAUCCAACCACACAUUCAAGUUUUAUUAGGCCGAGAUUCUUGCUAGAGGUGAGAUAAGCGCAUGAGCCGUGAACUGCUCAAGUUGUGAGUUUCGGCUUCUCAGUCGAUUAAAAUUCGUACUGCCCCCCUUUCCCGCCCCAUAUUCUGUGCAUAAACUUUGCUCAGGCAAAGUAAUUAGCCACACAGAGAGCACGCGGAUGAUCACUGUUUCUGGUGCCAGUCUCGGCGAACUAAAUGGCCCAGGAACUCUCAUGAGUGAUGAAAUUCCGGCAUUUAGAAACUCUACUGAAGACAAUCGGUAAAUUAUCGUACCACAUGCAACCACCCGCGUUGAAUGCAGCAGUCGAUAAUUCCGACAGAGAAGCAGACGCAUGACAACUUUGUGCUGCAGCAUCUAGCCAGUUUGACAAAUAUUACACAACUUGCAACUUUCUGCAAUGCAUUCAUGGGCUGCCAAUUUUGAUAAGCAAGCAGUUGCAUAGCAACUUAAUCCUACAAAUACCGCAACAUCUAUGCGGCUCACUACCCUAGUGUGGUUUUUGUUCUCUGAUGGUAGAGUCGAGUGAAAAUCCGAAAGGCCAGGCUAAUAAAACUCUUGUUCCAACGAUCGUGUCUCUUCCUGCGCUAAUUCUGACUUAUUAACCUCUGUCGACCAAUCACGUUCAAUCCCAGGUAUGCAUAAUCUAAAAUUUGGCCGUUAACGGUUAAGUCCAAUGCUCCCUCACUGAGACGCAGGCCUGAUGCGAGCGUCAAUGUCAACUGUCUUGGAAGAUUUUAAUUCCAGUUUAUCAAAAUCUGUGUUAAGUGCGGCAGAGGCCUGGGUUUGGGUACAUUUGGCCGGAAACGCUAAUAGGGUCUGAGCACUUAGGGCAGUCUUGGCUAGGUACUCUCCGUUUCUUGCAAAAUAUGAAAAUGCACCAUUUUAAUGCAGUGAUUAUGUUGGUAGUAGUAGUAGUAGUAGUGCUGGCAACAAAGCUGCCACGGUUCCUUCUCAAAGCGACCUGUAGCACUCUCACGCAUGUUAAGAGUGUUUGUUACUUAAUGUGUAGUGCCUUUCAGUCGCCGACCGACUGGUUACCCAGCCUUUGAAGGGUGAUGGCCAUAGCAAAUGCAGGUCUACAUGCCACCCUUCUGGAUUCCCAGGUUUCUGAGCGUCUGUUGCGCCAUUAUCAGCAAACCAUGACCCUCGCAGCCUGGUGUGCGCUGUCACUUCUCCGGUACUUGAUUCUCUGGCGGUAGAUGCGCUUGAUGAUGAUGACGAUGACGACUACAAUGAUGAUGCGUUGUCUUUGUUAACGGGCAAUAAAGGUUAUUAAGAGCGGUUUGAGUGGGGAUUUCAUAUAUGGACUCCUCCCGCAAGAUAGGGGAUUGGGAACGGCCCAUAGCACUGGUGGUUUUGUGUUGAAUUCCAAGUGAAUCAAAGUCUAGAUUGAGGUUGCUGUUAAAUUUAUGAUUAGAGCUACGCAUAAGGUUUGGGUUAGGGGUAGUGUUUGAGUUAGGACACAGGACUAGGUACACUUCCUAGAUUUGGCGUAAAACCACCUGUAUGAUUGGAGACGGUCCUUUUCCCGUUUCCUGCCGGGAGUGGAGGGACAUAUAAGAUGUCCCGUUGCGGCUCAUUUUAUGGUCUUAGCCGCCACUGACACCGGUCAGAACUAUUUGAGCGGCCAGCAUGCGUAACACGCCGGUCUUCGUGACCUUGAAAAGUGGAACGAAGCAUCAGUGAAAACACUUAUAUAUUUUAAAACUCCAACUUGGGAGUGAGCAACAAAACACGGACCAAAUGUGCAAACUACCUAAUCAACGUGUCCUCCUGUCGACUUGCUGCAUAAACCGCGUGAGGCUUGUUACUAGCCUCACGUGAGUGUGCUGAAGUACUUGACUACUUGACCUUCGACAAUCUUUUCACGUUUGUUUUACUGUAACAUUUGUUUUAACGUGACGAAGACUCUGCCGUUUGUAAGCUUCGCGCCGCUUGCAUGCUCUCUGGUCAGGUCGUUGCACAUUAUGAAUAUUAACUUUAUUCACUUACUGGCCUUCCUUACCUCUCUCCGUUUAGGAGGUUAGUAAGCCGUAGUUCGUUAGUUCGCGGGAACGACAUAACUGACGUCAUUGGUGACUCCCGACGUUAGCGCAGAUUUAAGUUCUUCCCUUCCGUAACAUUUAAUGACAUUUAACGUCCUGUAUUUAUUUGCUAAAUUUUACUUCAUUUACAUUUCCAGCUAACCUUUAUCACGAUAUUGUGCUACCUAUAUUUUGCUUAUUAUGUCUUCCUCAACUCAACAACCUGACGUUCCUGCCGAGUCUGUUCAUGCCGUCCAUUUCACUUUGCCUGAUUUCUGGCAACACGCCCCUGAACUUUAUUUUAUCCGCAUUGAGUCAGCCUUUUACUCCGCCAACAUUACGAAGGAGUUGUCGAAAUACCACAAACUUGUGGAGGUUCUCCCUGCCAAUAUUAUCUCACAAGUUCAACCCUUGUUAGUGAAACCCCUGCAGACGCUCCCUAUUCUGCUCUGAAGGCGGAAAUCCUUCGUCUCAAUGCUGUAUCUGACCGACAACGCUACCACCAGUUGAUCAAGGAGGAAUCACUGGGCGACCAGAAGCCCUCAGAACUUCUCCGACGAAUGCGUACUCUCUUAGGAGACAUGCAGGUCGACGAGAAACUCGUUAGAGAGAUGUUUCUAGAGCGGCUGCCUGCAGAUGUCCAAACGAUUUUGGCAUCCGGCUCGCAAGACCUUACACUUUCACAUCUUGCUGAAAUGGCAGACCGAAUGAUAGAGGUUCAACGGUUCCAGCCACCUUCCGUUGCUCAGAUUUCCACAUCCUCUUCAACGGUUAACGAGCAGUUACUGCAACAGAUGUCGGCUAUGGCGAAUGAGAUAGCCUCCCUAAAACUACAGCUUGCUCGCAUUACCUGUAGUCGCUCACCCAGCCGUCAUCGUUCACGUUCGCGACCUCGCACAGCCAAUUUGUGUUGGUAUCACGCAAACUUUGCCGCCAAAGCUCGCAAAUGUUCUUCUCCUUGUUUAUUUAAACCGAAACAGGGAAACCAGCCAGCCAGAGAAUAGACGCGACCGUUUUCUCUGGCUCUCCCACCUCUGGUCGCACCUUUUAUGUCUGCGACAAUGUGACUCGCAGGCUUUUCCUGGUGGACACCGGAGCCCAGAUCAGCGUGGUUCCCCCACUCCAGUUGACCGCCGCUGUCCCAGCCCUGGUCUACAUCUCCAAGCUGCAAACUGUUCCCCCAUUUCUACUUUUGGAAGUCGUUCCCUAACGCUAAACAUUGGUUUACGUUGAUCAUUCUCCUGGAUAUUUGUGAUUGCCGAUGUGCCUCAUGCGAUCCUUGGUUCCGACUUCCUAGCCGAGUUUGAUCUCCUUGUUGACUGUCGGCGUUCCUGUCUCCUCGACCGCACAACUGGUCUUUCUGUGCGCAGUCUUGCAUCCUUUAACGACUCCUGCAAUUUAUCUGUUCUGGACACAGGUAUUGCUUGCCCAUACCGAGACCUGCUCCUCCAACACCCCAACAUAAUCAAACCCCAGUUUCGCAGUGGUGAGAUCUAACAUGACGUUGUCCACCACAUUCGCACCUCUGGCCCCCCAGUAUUCGCACGGCCUAGACGACUGGCUCCGUCCCGUCUGCAAGCGGCGAAGGCCGAAUUUGAGCACAUGCUGCAACUGGGCAUAAUUCGCCCGUCCGGGAGUCCAUGGGCGUCCCCUCUGCAUAUGGUGCCCAAGGCGACAUCAGACGACUGGCGGCCCUGUGGUGACUAUCGCGCCCUCAACAAUGCGACCAUCCCGGAUAGUUAUCCCGUCCCCAUCUUCAAGAUUUUGCUGGAGCUCUUUUCAGCAAAUCGGUUUUCUUGAAGAUUGACCUUGUUCGGGCCUUCCAUCAGAUUCCUGUCGCUCCUGAUGAUGUUCCCAAAACUGCUGUCACCACACCAUUCGGCCUGUUUGAAUUUAUUCGCAUGCCAUUAGGUCCAAUGCUGCCCAAACAUUUCAGAGGUUCAUUGACCGAGUCCUACGUGUUCUGCCGUUUGUGUACGCCUACAUCGAUGACCUCUUGGUGGCCAGUCGAAAUGCCGAGGAACACAAAGAGCAUCUUACCUUAGUGUUUGACCGCCUUGAUCAGUUUGGCGUGGUCAUUAACCCUUCGAAGUGUGUUCUGGGUGUGCCGUCCCUUGAUUUUCUUGGUCACCAUGUCGAUGCACAGCGUUUGCGUCCCCUCUCUUCCAAGGUUGAGGCCAUUCGUGACUUUCCUCCACCAACCUCCAUGCGUCAGUUGCAACGUUUCCUUGGCAUGGUAAACUUUUAUCGCCGGUUCCUGCCGAACUGUGCCGACCUUAUGCUGCCACUCACCAACUUGCUCUCUGGUCCCAAGGGUCCCCUUGAGUUACGUGGCCACGCGCUGACUGCUUUUGAGAGAAUAAAGACCUCCCUUGCUGAUGCUACCUUGCUCACUCAUCCUGCUCCAGAAGCCCCAUUGUCCCUGAUGGUUGAUGCUUCGACCGUUGCCGUAGGAGCAGUCCUCCAACAGCAUAUCAACAACUCGGCACGACCGUUGGCAUUCUUCUCCAAGAAGCUUUCACCUGUCGAGACGAAAUAUAGCACGUUUGGCCGUGAACUUCUUGCCAUUUACCUGGCCGUAAAACAUUUCCGACACUUCCUUGAGGGUCGUGACUUCACAAUUUUCACAGACCAAAAACCACUUACAUUUGCCAUCCGAUCCCAUUCUGAGAAAUAUAACCCGAGAGAGAUUUCUCAUUUGGAUUACAUCUCGCAAUUCACCACCGACAUCCGCCACAUUGAUGGCCCGAAGAAUGCGGUGGCCGACAUGCUGUCCAGACCUUCCCUCUCGGCGUUUCACCUCUCACACGGGAUUGAUCUUGGUUAG
Molecule: messenger RNA, 12191 nt
Organism: Spirometra erinaceieuropaei
Lineage: Eukaryota; Metazoa; Platyhelminthes; Cestoda; Diphyllobothriidea; Diphyllobothriidae
Source: the annotation of a GenBank genome assembly